AAAAGCACAAUGGCUCUUCUCGGAAACAUCAUAGUCGUGCCAACAUUGCUCUGUCGAUCCAUUUUCCGAUAAAAUAUUCUUUUCUUUCUGAAAAUUUGGGAAAAAAAUGGGGAGGACAUAAUUUAUGUAUUUUAUAGAGGAAGUUAUCUCCUCUGUCAUUCCAUUCCCAUGGCCAUGCCCCAUGGGGAGUGGUGAUUGCACUGAUUCAUUUCUUCCUUCGUCCGUUGCUUCUUGAGGAAGGGAACGAGAGCAGAGGUUUCCGCGCGCUCGUGCGACACAGAGAGAGAUGGUGGGACCGCAGCGGCCGCAGUUUGUCCUGUUUGGCUCCUCAAUAGUGCAGCUGAGCUACAGCAAUGGCGGCUGGGGGGCGAUCCUCUCUGACGUCUAUUCCCGCAAAGCAGACAUAAUUUUGCGAGGAUACUGUGGAUGGAACUCUCGGCGUGCUGUCCAGGUCCUUGAUAAAGUCUUCCCAAAGGAUGCAGCUGUACAGCCUACAUUGGUUAUAGUCUAUUUUGGGGGCAACGAUUCAAUGGGACCACACUCAUCUGGCCUGGGCCCGCACGUCCCUCUCCCUGAAUACGUUGAAAACAUGAGGAAGAUUGGAGAGCAUCUCAAGAGUCUUUCAGAGUCCAUCCGCCUCAUCUUUCUUAGUUGUCCGCCGGUCAAUGAGGCAAAAGUUGGGCAAGGAACAAGCGGGAUAUUCAGCAAGCUAGUUCGAACAAACGAGCUGUGUGGGUCAUACUCUGAAGCUUGCAUAGAGCUCUGUAGGGAGAUGGGAAUUAAGGUGGUUGAUCUUUUCUCUGCCAUUCAGAGAAGAGACGAUUGGGCUAAUGCUUGCUUCACGGAUGGUAUUCACUUAUCUGCUGAAGGCAGCAAAGUGGUCGUGGAGGAAGUGCUUAAAGUCCUCAAAGAAGCGGAGUGGGAGCCGUCUCUUCACUGGAAAUCUAUGCCGACGGAAUUCUCCGAGGACUCGCCUUAUGACCUUGUAGCUGCUGACGGGAAAACGACCUUGAAUCCCUCGGAGUGGACCUUCCAUAGGGCGAUUAAGUGGGACUAGUAAUUUUACCAAAAAGAGAAGAAAGUGGCAGAAUAUUGACGCUUCAAUCCCUCUGCAAAAUUUGCCUAGAAUUGCAGGACGUACUUUGUAGUCGAUAUUUGAGAUGCAUAUGUAAUUUAAAGUUGAUGGUUCGGUCUUCAUUUUCAAUGCUAAACGAUCUCUUUUCUGUUCUCAUUA
Molecule: messenger RNA, 1234 nt
Organism: Punica granatum (pomegranate)
Lineage: Eukaryota; Viridiplantae; Streptophyta; Magnoliopsida; Myrtales; Lythraceae
Source: RefSeq, a predicted model, not a curated record